UUUGAUUAUCAUCCUCGACCUUUCAUUUUCUUUUUAUUUCCUGCAUAUCCUUUCCAUCUCUUCCUUGCCCAUACGCUUCAGUCCUUUUCCCUCUUUACUCCAGAUCACUCAUGGCCAGCACCGUGCUGGCCCCAUCUUCCACCGCAACCAGCCCUUCAUCCCCGUCUUUCGACCAUUUUCACAGGCAGAGCCUCGUUUCUUCCUCAGGAGCUUCCUUCCAAACAGCAAGGACAGCGCCCUUGUCUGCUGCUUCUCACAAUUCUCUUUCUAGCUCGCGCUCGUCAUCCGCACACACUUUGGGUCCAACGUCCAGUAGCAACCGCGAACCUGAGAAUGUCAAUCCAAUGCACAUUAUGAGCCGCCAGGCUGCCCAGAACAUCCACUCCCAAGAAAUGCAUAUCGUCAAGGUAACAGGCGACAAAGUCCAACUGGAGGCGGGCCCAGUUCCAGAUACACUGUUUACAAAAGUGGGAAGAUCUCUGAUGCAUGUUGUGCCAAGUGAUACUCUGAACGAUAAGUU
Serpula lacrymans var. lacrymans S7.9 is the source of this 520-nucleotide messenger RNA. RefSeq lists its product as uncharacterized. The record is from RefSeq and is a predicted model, not a curated record. NCBI's taxonomy places the organism in Eukaryota, Fungi, Basidiomycota, Agaricomycetes, Boletales, Serpulaceae. The annotation marks the transcript as partial. The transcript has a single exon.